Messenger RNA from Endocarpon pusillum Z07020, 1089 nucleotides. RefSeq lists its product as uncharacterized. Gene Ontology annotation, molecular function: proteasome binding. The record is from RefSeq and is a predicted model, not a curated record. The transcript has a single exon. Lineage: Eukaryota; Fungi; Ascomycota; Eurotiomycetes; Verrucariales; Verrucariaceae. The coding region runs from base 1 to 1089 and encodes 362 amino acids.
AUGGAACCUGCGGAGGACGUAAAUGAAAGCAACCCGAGAGAUUCAAUAACAGGUCAGAUCAACCAUGAAGAUGAUGGUCCGUUGAUGGAGAUUCAUGUCUAUUUCCAUAGCAAGCAAUUUACGGUCCAGGCACCGCCAAACAUAACAAUCUCACAACUUUCAUCUUCACUUGCUGAGAUGCUCUCGAUCGAACCCCAGAAGCAGAAGAUCAUGAUUACACCGAAACCAGGCAUCCUCAAACCUCCGUUUCCAAACACUCAGGUCUCCGCUAUCUACACACCCAAGACAAAGAUCACGCUUCUGGGAAGUACGGAGAAGGAGAUUUCUGACCUCAAUAACAGCAUUACCAAGGUCCGUGUCCGAUCCGGGAACCGACUUGCCGCUGAAAGAGCUGCACCCAAAGCCACCAAGCACCGAGAUUGGAAGAAAAUCCAGGAAGAAAGUACCUAUACCUUUCACUCUAUCCGCCCGCUACCCUAUCUUCUGAACCCGGAGCGGUCGCAUCGAUUUCUUGAGCGACUAGCAGGCGAUCCUGGCAUUAAAGCCGCUAUGAGGGCUCACAAGUUCUCCGUUGGUCUUUUGACCGAGAUGGAUCCAGCCGAGCACACCACACAGGAGUCACGGACAUUAGGACUAAAUAGGAAUCGUGGCGAGGUUAUCGAGUUGAGAUUGCGCACAGAUCGUUAUGACGGUUAUAGAGACUACAAGGUUAUUCGCAAAACUCUGUGUCACGAACUCGCCCACAAUGUCUUUGGUGAACACGAUCGCAACUUCUGGGAUCUGACGGGGCAAAUCGAAAAAGAGGUGGAGAAAGGUGAUUGGCAGCAUGGAGGCCAUAAAUUGAGUGAAGACGAGUUUUAUAAUCCGGGCGAUGAUGGCUAUACUGAUGGAGGGCAGCACUUGGAUGCUGGUGGUUGGACAGGCGGAGAGUUUGUGCUGGGCUCGGAUCAAGUCUCACAUGGAUCGGAGGGACUGACCCGUCGUGAGAUUCUGGCCAAAGCUGCAAUGGACAGGGCGGAAAAGCAGAAAAAAGCGCAGAAAGAGAUCAACGAGUCGCAAGGCGAUGAUAAGGCUUUAGACAAGCAGUGA